Rhinolophus ferrumequinum (greater horseshoe bat) is the source of this 2674-nucleotide messenger RNA. Its product is annotated as zinc finger protein 709. Gene Ontology annotation, molecular function: RNA polymerase II cis-regulatory region sequence-specific DNA binding; DNA-binding transcription factor activity. The transcript has 4 exons. Gene Ontology annotation, biological process: regulation of transcription by RNA polymerase II. Lineage: Eukaryota; Metazoa; Chordata; Mammalia; Chiroptera; Rhinolophidae. Bases 159 to 1904 code for a protein of 581 amino acids. The record is from RefSeq and is a predicted model, not a curated record.
CCUCGACCAGCCCGGACGUCCUGCUUGCUCCGGCCAUCCUCGAGGGUUGUCCGCCCUUAAAGGUCCCAGGUUGCUUUGCCGCAGGCUCCUUCGCAUUUUAACCUGUACCGUUACCGGGAAUCGUAGGGAGGACGCCGGGGGACUGAGGAAACCUAGAAAUGGAUUCAGUGGCCUUUGAGGAUGUGAGUGUGAAGUUCACCCUGGAGGAGUGGGCUCUGCUGGAUCCUUCACAGAAGAAACUCUACAGAGAUGUGAUGCGGGAAACCUUCAGGAACCUGGCUUCAAUUGGAGAAAUAUGCAAAGACAUUGAAGAUCACUUUGAAAAGCAUGGGACAAAUUUAAGCAGUCAUAUAGUAGAGAGACUGGGUAACAGUAAAGAAGGUGGUCAGUAUGUAAAAACCUUCAGCCACAUUCCAAUUCAUAAUGAGAAAGAGAAAACGACUGGAAUGAAACUAUGUGAAUGCAGUGUGUGUGGACAAGUCUUCAUGAAUCAGUCAUUGUUUAAUAGCCACAUGAAAUCUCACACUACACCCAAACCAUAUGAGUAUCAGGAAUAUGAAGAAAAGCCAUAUAAAUGUAAAGAAUGUGGGAAAGCCUUCAAGUAUCGCCAAUCCAUUCGAAGGCAUGAAAGGAUUCACACUGGAUUGAAACCCUAUGUAUGUAAGCACUGUGGUAAAGCUUUCAGUUGUCUCAGUUACUGUCGAAUUCAUGAAAUAUCUCACACAGGAGAGAAACCGUAUGAAUGUAAGCAAUGUGGUAAAGCUUUCAGUUGUCCUAAUUACUUUAGAAAACAUGAAAGAACUCAUACUGGAGAGAAACCUUAUGAAUGUAAGCAAUGUGGUAAAGCCUUUAGCUGUCCCACAUCCUUUCGAAGUCAUGAAAGGAUACACAGUGGAGAAAAGCCCUAUGAAUGUAAAAAAUGUGGCAAAGCUUUCAGUUGUCCAAGUUACUUUAGAAAACAUAAAAGAAUUCAUACUGGAGAGAAACCCUAUGAAUGUAAGCAGUGUGGUAAAGCCUUCAGUUGUCCCAGAUCCUUUCGAAGUCAUGAAAGGAGACACAGUGGAGAAAAGCCCUAUGAAUGUAAAAAAUGUGGUAAAGCCUUCAGUUGUCCAAAUUAUUUUCGAAAACAUGAACGAAGUCAUACUGGAGAGAAACUCUAUGAAUGUAAGGAAUGUGGGAAAGCCUUCAGUUGUCCAAGUUACUUUCGAAAACAUGAAAGAAAUCAUACUGGAGAGAAACCCUAUGAAUGUAAGGAAUGUGGGAAAGCCUUAAGUUCUCUCACCAACUUUCGAAGACACAUGAUGAAGCACACCGGAGAUGGGCCUUAUAAGUGUAAGGAGUGUGGGAAAGUCUUUGAUUGUCCCAAUUACUUUCGGUAUCAUGAAAGCACACAUAGUGGAGAAAAGCCAUAUGAAUGUAAGGAAUGUGGUAAGUCCUUUAGUACUCCCAGGUCCCUUCAAAAUCAUGAAAAAACUCACACUAGGAAAAAACCUCACAAAUGUAAGGAAUGUGGUAAAGCCUUCAGUUUUCCCUGUUCACUUCAAAAGCAUGAAAGAAGUCAUACUGGGGAGAAACCCUAUGAAUGUAAGCAAUGUGGUAAAGCCUUCACUUAUCUCAGUUCCAUUCAAAAACAUGAAAGAGCUCACAGUGGAGAGAAACCCUAUGAAUGUAAGGAAUGUGGGAAAGCCUUCAUUUCUCUCUCUAAUGUUCAAAGACAUAUGAUAAAGCACACUGGAGAUGGACCUUGUAAAUGUAAGGAAUGUGGGAAGGCCUUCGAUUGUCCUAGUUCAUUACGAACACACGAAAGAACUCACACCGGGGAGAAACCCUAUCAAUGUAAAAAUUGUAGUAAAGCCUUCAGUCGUCCCAGUUCUUUACGAAAUCAUGAAAGAACUCAUACUUAAGAGAAAGUCUAUGAAUAUAAGGAAUGUGGGAGAGGAUUUCAUGGACACGUAAGAAUGCACACUGGAGAGAUACUGUAUAGAUACAUAUAGAAUGUGGAAAAGCCUCCAUCUGUCUCAUUUCCUUGGGAAGCCAUUAAACAAACAAAAACACAGUGGAGAAAAUUCUAUUGAAUGUAAACAAUAUAGGAAAACCUUCACUUGCCUCAAAUCCCUACAAAAUCAUGUGAGAAUGUAUACUGAAUAGAAACUGUAUAACUGAAAAAUAAGACAAGGUUUUUAAUUUUAACAAAUAUUUUCAAAGUAGUGUUAAAAGUGCAUCAGCAUUAAAUCAUAUUAUUGUAAUAAUAUGGGUAGUCCAGUGAAAAUUAAUUCAUGUAGGAUACUCUAGAAAUUUCACGAUAUGAAAGAAAUGUUAUAAACAUUAUACAUAUAUGAUCUUUAUUACUUAUUCUUUAAGUAAUUCUCUGUAGUAUGGAGUUCUACUUACUUUUGCAAGUAAAUAUUGAAGUGAGAUAAUUCUGUAGUUACUGUUUAAGCAAGAGUUACUAAGUUUAAUAGGUCAUUUUUUUCCUUUAGUCAGUAAAAAUUUUGUGCUUCUAUUUUGAAGUCUGUUAGAUCCAUGGGUGAAUUGAAGUGUAUCUCUAACAUGCAAGUAGAUUUAAUUUUUACAUAAUCCUGUAAUUGAUCUGUUAGGAAAGGAUCAUUGAAAAAUGACACUUUGGUAUUUGUUUGUUUUUUUCCUACUGGUCUCCCGUGACAAGUACUUUUAC